GAUUGACUUCAAUCUGGUUGGGAUUCCUUAGUUUGACUAGUUAGCCGGAUGUUGGCCAGGCUGGUACUCACUAUUUCUGGUUGGGGAAGGGUAAAGAUCAGGCUCGGUCCAUUACAUUGGCAUUUUGUAAAUCCAUUCUUUUGGAAAAUAUGAAUAUAUGUGACUGUUCCUGAGCAGCCUUUAAUGCCCUCCUCUAACUGCUCCAGAGUAGGUAAAGGAGAUGAGCUGCCUUCUUGAGCUGUGGCAGACUUUGAGGGUGAGGGAACAGCUACGAUGCUGUUAGGGAGGGGAUUUCCCGGAUUUUGACUGAAGGAACUCCAUGAUAUUUCCAGGUCGGGAUGGUAAGUGGUUUGCAGGAGGACGUGCGGAUAGUGAUGUUCCCGUGUAUCUGCUGAUCUUCUUUGGUGGUAAACUUGCAGAGCGGACACAGGGUGUUGGCUGUGAGAGCCACCCCAUGGUCGAAUAGUCUAUCAUUCCCCACUGCCUACACUUCAGUGCGGCUUAUGAAGGAAGACGAGUAACAGCAACAACAAUUGAAAAAAAAAGCUAAGACCUUUAAGACAACCGAGCGGAGAAAAUAAUCUGCAAUCAAAGCAUCUUUCGAAAGAGAGAGAAAAAAAACACAAGAGACACUUCAGCUUUAAGGCAGAUCUAGUCUGUGCAUCGAGACCAGUCUGACAGGGUGCGGUGCUGGAGUGAGCGCAGACUACACAGAGCUCCGCUCACCAUGUCCCGUUGCAGUGUCUGGGUCGGCAUCCUGCUGCUGGAACUUUUUUCACCGGGCUCCUUCUUUGCUGAAACUAUCUCGGACCCGAAAGCAGCCGAGCGGACCAGCAACCACAGCCAUCGCUGGAGCUCGGUCACCUCCAACCAGCCGGAGAGCAAAGCCAUUCAGCCGGAGGCGGUGGGGAAUCAGAGUGCCAGCACAGACAGGCUGAAGGUCUUCUCCCUGGACUAUCAUCACGUCCAGGUCCCGUUUGAAAUUACACUAUGGAUCAUGUUAGCAUCGCUGGCAAAGAUAGGAUUUCAUCUCUACAUCAAACUACCCUCGAUCGUACCUGAAAGUUGCCUGCUUAUAAUAGUGGGCCUGAUAAUGGGAGGAAUAAUCUAUGGAGUGAAUGAGAGAUCUGCACCAGUUAUGAGCACAGAUGCCUUUUUUCUCUACCUGCUGCCACCAAUUGUACUGGAUGCAGGCUACUUCAUGCCUAGCCGGCCCUUCUUUGAGAACAUUGGGACAAUCCUUUGGUACGCGGUGGUGGGCACCAUGUGGAACGUUUUUGGAAUUGGCUUGUCCCUUUACGGAAUUUGCCAGAUUGAAUCCUUCGGCCUAAAGGACAUUUCCCUGCUCUACAACCUGCUGUUCGGCAGCUUGAUCGCUGCUGUGGAUCCAGUGGCGGUCCUGUCCGUGUUUGAGGAGAUUCAUGUGAAUGAGCAGCUGCACAUCCUGGUUUUUGGCGAAUCACUUCUCAAUGAUGCUGUCACUGUGGUCUUGUACAAACUGUUUAAGACUUUCUGCACCAUGUCCUCAGUUGGAGUGUCAGAUAUUUUGGUGGGAAUUUUUAAGUUCUUUCUGGUUGGAUUUGGAGGUUUACUCGUGGGCAUUACCUAUGGAAUCAUUGCAGCCCUCACGACUCGCUUCACGGAGAAUAUCCGUGUGAUCGAACCUCUCUUCGUAUUCCUGUACAGCUAUUUGUCGUAUCUGACUGCCGAAAUGUUCCAGUUCUCUGGCAUUGUGGCAGUCAUUGCCUGCUCCAUGAGUAUGAAACGUUAUGUGGAGGCUAAUAUCUCUCAGAAGUCUCACACUACAAUCAAAUACUUCAUGAAGAUGUGGAGCAGUGUGAGUGAGACCCUCAUCUUUAUUUUCCUCGGUGUUUCCACUAUUGGGGACAAGCACGAAUGGAGUUGGCCCUAUGUAUGUUUCACAAUGAUAUUUUGCCUUGUCUGGAGAGCAGUUGGUGUCAUUUUCCUGACAUUUAUCGUGAAUAAAUUCCGUGUGAAUGUUGUAACGAGAAAGGAUCAGUUCAUCAUUGCUUAUGGUGGUUUGCGAGGGGCAAUCUGUUUCUCCCUUGUUUUCUUGCUUCCAGAUUUCCCUCAGAAAAAAUUGUUUACCACAGCCACUAUAGUGGUCAUCUUUUUUACAGUCUUUGUUCAGGGAAUGACAAUUAAACCACUCGUGGAGUUAUUAGAAGUGAAACGAACAAGUCAGGCACCUCCGACUGUAAGUGAACAGAUUCACAUUCGGUUCUUGGAUCACUUGCUGGCUGGCAUUGAAGAUAUCUGUGGGCAUUGGGGCCAGUAUUACUGGAAAGACAGGUUUGAGAACUUCAACAAUAAAUAUCUGAACAAGAUUUUCAUCAGAGAGCAGCAUUUGUCCAAAUCCAGCAUUGUUGUUUUAUACCAGAAACUGGAGAAAAAGCAUGCCAUUGAACUGGCAGAGGCAGGCCAGCUGAUCGGAGCACCGUCUCUCGCUUCUCUGCAUGAUGAACAAAAUGCUGAAGUUUCCAAAAGUCCAGUUCCUUCAGAACAGUUGGAUAACAUCCAGGAGCUCUUGAUUAGAAACCUUUAUCGAAUAAGGCAAACGACACAGUCCUACAACAGACAUACCCUGCCGCAAGGAAAACAUUCAAAUCAAGCAAAAGAAAUUUUUCUGCGUCGUCAGGAAAGUUUGCUCAAAGAUGAUGGUGUAACGAAUCUAAUACAGAGGAGAUCCAUUUGUGUUGACGGCCAGUCGCAGAAGAAAGGCAAACUAGCCCGAAGUCUCACAGUUGGAGGAUAUGGAGGCAACAAAAACAACGCAGAGAACCAAUCUCCAAAGCUACCCAAGUCCAUGUCUGUCACUCCUCAACAACCUCACAGGACAGAAUGGAUUAAUGAGGAAGAACUUGAAGAUCUACAGAGUUCUGAUGAAACAGACAUAAAUCAAAAAGGGGAGGAUGAAUUGAAAAAAAAUGCUGAAAACAGAAGACCUGCACACAAAUUAAAGCUCAGGUUCGCUUCCCAGGAUACAAUCGAAAAUGGAUUGUAACAAACCGGCAAUAGGUGCAGAAUUCCUAAUGCACCUCCAGUAAUUCUUUGAAGCAAUUAUUGACAGAUCCAAUGUAGAAUAUACGGAACAAAAAGCAACAUCUAGAAUUGAUGUGACAGACAAUGUGAGAUAUUCAGCACUCACCCUUAUCUUAACACUAAAGCCUCACUCUAUAUGGGAUUUCCAGGUACCAUGUUGAUUAUAAGAACAUUGGAGCAGGAAUUGACCAUUCAGCUCUUCAAAUCUUCUCUGCUACAUAUACAUUAACACCACUUUCUAUUGAUAUCCCUAUAUGCCCUGAUGUCAUAAUCAUCCAGAACUUCAUGCUCAAAGAUUAAGCUUCUACACCCCGCUGGGGUAAUAAUUCCAAAGAUUCACCAGCCUCCUCCUCACCUCUUUGUUAAAUCACCUAAUCCUUAUUCGGAGACUGUGGCCCCUGGUUGUAGGCUCUCCAAUCCAGAAGGAAUAUUGGAGAAAAGGAGAGAGGUCUAUAGGAGAAGUGGGGAGUUGCUGCUAGGAAACUGUUGCAGCUGUGUGCUAGUAGGUUUCAAUCAGAUCACCUCUCAUUUAUCGAAACUCUAGAGAGUACAGAUUGAAGGUUACUCAAUCUUUACACAUAUAACUAUAUCCACCAUCUCAGAGAAUAAAUCUCACUUUAAACAGUUGAAGGACAUUUGACACCAGGCAGGUUAGCCUUCUGGAACAGUAAGCCAACUCCAACUCUGCAGGAAUCAGUGCUACUGGUUCAUUUUGUCAUCCAACCUUGGCAAUGCAUCACUCCUCACUUUCAGAAUAUAGCAUUGUUUCAAUGAUUAAAAAACUUCUUAUGCACAACAAUGGUAAAUAUCACUUUCAAAAUACUAGGUAAAAAGACUAUUUCCUAGGAAUCGUUGUAAGCAAUAUUGGUGACGGGAAACCUGUACGACAUUAAUGCCUGCUGUUCUUUUUCCUAGUGGUGUUAACACAUUUACAAAAUACAGGGUAACACGUGUAUUAAAAUAGGUACCAAUGUCUCUUUGACUUUGUAAGCUCCCAUAUGUAGUUUAAAGUCAUCAUUGUAGUACAAAGCAAAUUCUCUUGCAGUGGUCAGUAGGGCAGAUAUUACAUCCAAACCCCAUGUACUGUUACUAUCGAAAAUAUAUUGUAUAAUUAGUCAUCAUUAGCUCAUCUGACACUGCUUGAAAGCUUGUAGGCAUUUAAGGGGAUCACGUAAAUAGUGCUGAAAAUUGUUUUACUCAUCCAAAUGCAUAAAAAGUUAUUGGGUAAUAAUUGCAUAUAAUGGAUGGAUUAUUAAUUUCCUGAAGUGAAGUUAUUAUAUUUCAAUCUGUCUGAAAAGCUACAACAUCAUAAGCAUGAAACAUUAAGCACUUUAACAAUGUCAUGGGACCAUGGGACUGAAAAACCCUGGGAGUUUCCAAAUUACUCCCAGACGUUUGUUAUAUCUACACCUCACAUUCAUGUUGCUGUUCUCAGUCUACUGAGCACUGCUUUCCCACUUCAGAGAUGUCUUCCAUCAUCAAGGAUUUACAUGUUGAAAGAAGUGCUGGAGAGAGACAAGUACGUUCAAUUUGGACAUGUGCAGUGCUAUUUGAUGGAUACCGCAACAUCAGAAGAUUGUAUAUCAUCUCAUGUACAAUGUGUUACAAAGUAACUGUAUGUAUUAUAUGUAAUGUACUAAGUGUUAUACUGUAUCUGUGCUGUACAGAAAGCUAAUGCACCAUGUAAUUGUAUGUAUUGUACAUAUACCCAAUAAUUGGCUGCAAUUCCAUUUUGUUGUUAUGGAAAAUAAAAAAUUAGAAUCAACCAGCAUUGUGAUUAAGCACUGAAA
This is a messenger RNA of Chiloscyllium plagiosum (whitespotted bambooshark), 4853 nucleotides long. RefSeq names its product sodium/hydrogen exchanger 2-like. NCBI's taxonomy places the organism in Eukaryota, Metazoa, Chordata, Chondrichthyes, Orectolobiformes, Hemiscylliidae. Gene Ontology annotation, biological process: sodium ion import across plasma membrane; potassium ion transmembrane transport; proton transmembrane transport. Gene Ontology annotation, molecular function: potassium:proton antiporter activity; sodium:proton antiporter activity. Gene Ontology annotation, cellular component: plasma membrane. The record is from RefSeq and is a predicted model, not a curated record.